This is a messenger RNA of Nematolebias whitei (Rio pearlfish), 2025 nucleotides long. It is a transcript of the gene tbx6, whose product is annotated as T-box transcription factor 6. Bases 1 to 2025 code for a protein of 674 amino acids. Gene Ontology annotation, cellular component: nucleus. The record is from RefSeq and is a predicted model, not a curated record. NCBI's taxonomy places the organism in Eukaryota, Metazoa, Chordata, Actinopteri, Cyprinodontiformes, Rivulidae. The transcript is spliced from 8 exons. Gene Ontology annotation, biological process: regulation of transcription by RNA polymerase II; cell fate specification; heart looping. Gene Ontology annotation, molecular function: RNA polymerase II cis-regulatory region sequence-specific DNA binding; DNA-binding transcription factor activity, RNA polymerase II-specific.
AUGUUGGGUGUGGAGACGUUCUCCGGUUUAACUGUGGGACCUCAAAGGACUGGAGACUGUCUUUGCAGAGACAGAGAGGCUCCUGCGCGUUUACCACUGUUCCCUUCAACUUGUGACGUGGCCCCGAGGCUCCUGGCCCCUUCAGUCCCUAAUGAUGUGGUCUCCAAACCCCAGAACGAUGAGGUGAAGCUGGAGCUGGAGAAUUCGUCUCUGUGGAAGCAGUUCAGCUCUGUGGGCACAGAGAUGAUCAUAACGAAGAAGGGCAGACGGAUGUUUCCCGGCUUGAAGCUGAAGCUGUCGGGUUUAAGCCCAUCUCUCCGCUACAUCCUCCUCCUUGACAUCGUUCCAGUGGACAACUCCCGCUACCGUUUCCAAAGUGGAGGCUGGCAGGCCGUCGGCAGCGCUGAGGCGAGGUUACCAGACCGGGUGUUCAUCCACCCUGACUCACCUGCCACAGGAGCACACUGGCAGAGCCGCAGCGUCUCCUUUCACUACGCCAAGCUCACCAACAACACACUGGACACGCAGGGGCAUAUCAUCCUGCACUCGCUGCAUCGCUACCAGCCCAGAGUUCAUGUGAUUGAAGCCAGAGAUGUAACGAGAUGGAGCAGAGAACAGCACACCUUUGUUUUCCCUGAAACCCAGUUCAUCACAGUCACUGCGUACCAGAACAGCAAGAUCACAGAGCUCAAGAUCAACUCCAACCCUUUUGCUAAAGGCUUUCGAGACGACGGCAUGAACAGCAAAAAAAAACGAGAUGCAAGACAGAAACGCAAAAUGACCGUGCUGACAGAAACCUUAGACACUGUUCACUGUGAUCGCUGUGACUCUCCUGAGCCUGGAUCCAGCAGCACAGACCUGCAGGCUCUCACCUCUCUGCCUCCACUGACUGAAUCUUCCUGUGGCUUCACAUCAGAGGGGGCCUCCUAUCAAGUCCCAGAGCAGAGCGUAGACCUCAGUCAGGGAUUCAUCACCACCCAGAUGUCAGACAUCAGCAUCCCGGUGACCAACGAGAUGCAGGAGCCUCAGGGGAGUGAAGCAGCAGACAGUAUGAUUGAAGGGUCUGACGUGAUGACCGCAGCAACGUUUGAGUCGGACUUUGCUGCUCAGUCCAGCUCCUCCUCUUUCCUCUCGGCUCCUCUUCCUCCAUCCUCCUCCUCUUUCUCCUCAGACUCAGCCCAUCCUCAUCCUUCCUUCCCUCCUGUCGACUACCCCUCCCUUCUCCCCGCCACCCCCUCCCUGCAGCAAAGCUCCUUCACCUUCCCCACACCACCUCCUUCAGACUCUUCCUCCCCACAUCUCUUGUCCUCCUCCCCCUCCAACGCCUACAACACCCUCUCAGAGACCCCCCACGCUCCUGCCUCUUUCCGUGCUCCCCCCAACGCAUGCCGAUCAAACCUGCAUCCAUCAGCUGGUUCUCACACCCAGCACAGCCAGCUGCUGCAAGAUGAAGCUGCUUCUUCAGCAGCUUUUAUUUACCCGAACGUCCUUCAGAUGAAUCCAGAUCCUGCUGCAGGCACCACCCAGACCUUCGUCAAUCAGCACCAACCACACUCUGCAGUUAACAGUUCUUCCAGCUUUUGUACUUUUCCACCUGUUGCCCAACAAAUGCAAACUCUCUCUUUACCGAGUGCGUCUCCCAGUCCUGCUCUGAGCCUCCCAACUUCAGCUCCUUGUCUUCCUCCUUCCUCUUUUCCUCACUCUUCCUUCCAACCCUCCUCUUGCUUGGCCGUCACUUCCGCUGCCCAUCAAAACAUCCCGAGUCCCUCGACUUCCUCCUACACCUGCUCGUACCCUCCAGUUGAAAUCGGCGCCAUCCCCCACCUCAGUCCUGCUGGACCGUACCGCCCGAAUCUUCUCCCUCAGUUGGAUCAAUCCCUUCGCUCCUCCACCUUUCCAUCAUACCCUCUUCACCUGCGUCAGGGUCCUCACGCGUCCCUCUCUAACCCCUUCAGCCAUCUAUACAGACAACCCCAGCACCCCCACUCCCAGAGGCCCUACAUGCCCACAAGAACAAUGUUUUAA